AUGGCAGAUGAGGUUAUUGAUGGGUUGGGGAAUAUGAAGUUAACGUCUAAGGAGGAGGAAAUUAUUCCUAUCUCUAAUGAAGGACGAGUGGAGGCCAUAGAAAGUUGUACUUUGAGUCUUCUUGGGAAAUUCCUUACAUGUAAACCCUUCAAUAAAAGAGCGGCUAAGAUCACUUUGAAGAAAGUGUGGGGUUUGGAGGACCGGAUGCACAUAAUUGAGGAAGGGCCGAAUCUAUUCCAAUUCAAGUUCCAAUCGAAGUUUGAUAUGUCUAAAGUUCUCGAUGGGGGUCCUUGGUCUUUUGAUAAUCAGCUUCUUUUACUCCAACGAUGGAAGAGAGGGAUGACAGUGGGGAACCUUAAGUUUGAAUAUGCUUCUCUUUGGGUUCAGAUUUGGGUUGCACCGCUUGACAUGAUCUCUCCUUAA
Quercus robur (English oak) is the source of this 423-nucleotide messenger RNA. RefSeq lists its product as uncharacterized. Lineage: Eukaryota; Viridiplantae; Streptophyta; Magnoliopsida; Fagales; Fagaceae. The record is from RefSeq and is a predicted model, not a curated record. Bases 1 to 423 code for a protein of 140 amino acids. The transcript has a single exon.